UUACGCAACGUAUUUCUGUUUGAUUUCCGGAAAGCGUCACACCGGAAGUCCUCCGUGUUUGCAGUUAGCAUUUGUAGACACAAACGGCGGACGUGCAGUUUGUUGUAUAGAAACUCAAGUGUCCAGUUUUGAGUUUUUGGAGCAGUUUUCCUGGCGGGGGACUCUGUGAUGGACAAACUUCGUCGUGUUUUAAGCGGCCGGGAAGACAAUGAAGAGUUGGGGCUCACAGCGCAGGUCCUUGAUGCCAGCUCUCUCAGCUACAGCACCAGGAUAAAGUGGUUUGUCAUAUGCUUUGCUGGAGGCAUCCUGUGUUCAAUUCUCGGCACGGCACUGCUGUUUGUUCCUGGUGGGGUCAAGCUUUUUGCUGUUUUCUACACACUAGGAAACGUUGCAGCUUUGUCCAGCACAUGUUUCUUGAUGGGGCCAUUAAAGCAGCUGAAGCGCAUGUUUGAGCCAACGAGAUUGAUAGCCACCAUCGUUAUGCUGCUCUGCCUCGUCUUAACACUUUGUGCAGCAUUUUGGUGGAAAAAAAAUGGAUUAGCUAUCAUCUUCUGUAUUCUGCAGUUUUUGGCGAUGGCUUGGUAUAGCAUCUCCUACAUUCCAUUUGCCAGGGACGCAAUGAUCAAGUGCUUCACAACCUGCCUGAAUUAAAGCUCGAGUUUUCCUUGAAGACUCGUCCCGAUGUGCAAACUACAACAUUUGUCUGAACAGAGACUUUGUAAAAUGAACAUUUUUGACUCUGCAUCAUUCUUUCACAUUUUUGACUCUGCCUGCGUCGUACUGCAAAUUCUCACUCGUCACUUUCAGCUAAAACUAUUCGCCUGUAAGCAGCUUCUAGCACCCUGCGAGAAUAGAGAGCGUCCGUCUUUGAUUCCUAAUAUAUUUAAGAAAUGUCUAUGUAUUCUAAAGAUUUUAUACAAUUCAUGUGC
Molecule: messenger RNA, 929 nt
Organism: Nematolebias whitei (Rio pearlfish)
Lineage: Eukaryota; Metazoa; Chordata; Actinopteri; Cyprinodontiformes; Rivulidae
Gene: sft2d1
Product: SFT2 domain containing 1
Exons: 8
Coding region: 169-651 (160 amino acids)
Biological process (GO): vesicle-mediated transport
Cellular component (GO): membrane
Source: RefSeq, a predicted model, not a curated record